Messenger RNA from Branchiostoma belcheri (Belcher's lancelet), 1820 nucleotides. RefSeq names its product fibropellin-1-like. The transcript is spliced from 10 exons. Gene Ontology annotation, cellular component: protein-containing complex; plasma membrane. Gene Ontology annotation, molecular function: calcium ion binding. Gene Ontology annotation, biological process: heterophilic cell-cell adhesion; establishment or maintenance of epithelial cell apical/basal polarity. Bases 311 to 1759 code for a protein of 482 amino acids. NCBI's taxonomy places the organism in Eukaryota, Metazoa, Chordata, Leptocardii, Amphioxiformes, Branchiostomatidae. The record is from RefSeq and is a predicted model, not a curated record.
AAUCAGCUGCUCAAGGAACCAUUAACCGGUUUGUCAUUGCCAUGACGUCAUUUCACUGCUCUCGUCUCCAAAACACUGCCCGUUGCCCUGCCCUAAUGCCAAAGUUAGUAAGUCAAUAAUGGACCAGUUUGGAGAGUUUGCGGAACAUGCCGAUGUAGUCAAGGAUGUGAUGUAGACCCAGUGACUCUGUAUAAGCUCAACAUCAGCCAGCGCUUUGUAUCCACGCAUUUAAGACCUUUAUCCUGCAGACGUAGCACACAGAAAAGCCCAUCUCUCAUCACAGUCUAACUCGGUCCAACAGACAGUUGCGAUGCGGGCGUUCCUCCUGGUUUUGGCUGUGGUCGUCUGGGCGGCUUCGGCUCAACUGCCACAAGGUCACACAUCCACGUACCUGACCACCAUGGAUAAUUGGAAAUUCUACAAAGUUCCCGCGACGGGACCGAUGACCAAUACCAACGUGAUAAAUACGUGUGAAGCGAGGGGGAUGAGGUAUCCAUGCCACCAUGCAUAUUCUGGCUAUUGCAUGUUCAUAUUCAACUUCGGCGGGGGCUGCAUCAGUUGGUACCAUACUGCCAAUGGCAGUAUCAGCUGUACCACCUUUGAAGCCUUGUCGAGGGUACUGUGUCCGGGUGAAAACCGCUGUCAUUUCCUUGAUAACACGUUUGUGUACAACCAUGGAGCGUCCGACGAUGAUGCCUAUUCUUACAACGUUAUACAGGGUUCGAGCUACAAGUACGCCCUGUGCGCAGUUGCUACGUGUGCGACGUUCCCACGGCCAUGUGAACACGGAACCUGUACUGACGUCGGAGUGACGAGUUACACCUGUAGCUGUGAGGACGGCUGGACUGGACAUGACUGUGAUCAAGAUAUCGACGAGUGCGCGAGCAGCCCUUGUUUCCUGGGAGGGACCUGUCUGGAUCACGUUAACGGCUACAGCUGUGUGUGUCCUAAGGAUACAACCGGAAAAAAUUGUGAAACUGUGCCUUUUGCCGGAGAAUGCUACCAGUUCCGUGCCACCGCCGCUACCCACUCUGAGGCGGCCCAGGCCUGCCAAGCUAAGAACGGACACCUGGUGUAUGUGAAGGACGAGCAACAGCAAAGUUUCCUCGCAGAGAAGAUCGCGUCUUCCACCGGCGCCACCAGCUGGCUUGCAAUCAAAACAGCACCAGCGGUGUUUCUCAGUAACGGCUCUCCUUUUUCAGGACCCCUGCAGUGGUCUACAAGUGAACCCGCCGCUCCCUGUGAUCUGUGUGUUCUCCUGGACAGCUCGGACAGCUUUCUGGCCAAGACAGCACAGUGCACGGAACAGCACAGCUACGUCUGCCAUGACGACCUGAAACCGUGUGGACAGAACGUUUGCCAGAACGGCGGAAACUGCACCUCCUGCUUCAACAACUCUGCCGUCUUCUGCGACUGUCCUGACGGGUUUGACGGAAAGACCUGUGAGAUAAACAUUGACGACUGCGCUUCCGGUCCGUGCCAAAAUGGCGGGAGUUGUCAGGACCACGUCAACUCCUACUCCUGCCUCUGCCCAGUCGGGUACCAAGGAGACCACUGCGAGACAGACAUGGACUGGUGUUCUCAAGUCCAGUGCCCUCUUGGGUUUAUCUGCCAGGACUUUACGUUCUACUUCCAAUGCGUUCACCCAUCUGUCAACGCCCACCGUGGGGUCCAAUACCACUGCAACAGCGCCUCCUGUCCGGACGGCAUGUACUGCACCCAGGAGGGUGUGGCAGCCUUCUCAUGCAAGCCUGAGUGACGUCACAACCGAAAACUUCCACGUGACAACUAGCAGCCAAUGGCCGCUAUAUGCAUGUCUU